GAAGUCCAUCUAUCCAUUUUGUACCGCUUGUCCCCUUUGGGGUUGCGGUGCUGGAGCCUAUCUCAGCUGCACACAGGCAGAAGGUGGUGUACACCCUGGACAAGUCGCUACCUCAUCACAGGGCCAACACAGAUAGACAGACAACAUUCACACUUACAUUAACACACUAGGGACCAUUUAGUGUUGCCAAUCAACUUAUAUAAGAAGUCAUUUAUUUCAAAUAAAGAAAUUUUUAGAAAUCAGAUAAUUAAAACAUCCAGCAUAAAAAUAUAUUUUUUAGAGACUAUAUUAUAAAUUGAAAUCACGACUUUGAACAAUCAAUAUUUUUUUAAAGGCUGAACAAACUCAGCGUCAACAAGAACCAGGGCUGCCAGAUCUUUCAGAUAUCUCUUCCUAAUUUAUUUUAUAUGGUCUAAUUUCAUAUUGAAAGGCUUGAGAACAAGUAUAUUUUUGCUACGGAAAAUAUUGUUUUUAUUCUCUCAGUUGGCUUCGCACGGUCAUUUCAUGUUAUUACUUUUGAUCCUUAAUUGUUUUCCAUCUGGCAACCUAUCUUCUUUUCCAACAUGGCUGCUUCGGACUGCAUCCUGCGCCGAAUCCUACACUUGCCCAGACGCCGUCCAGAUUCUGUAAGGUUUCGACUUGAUUGUUCGUGUUCACUAAGAGCAUUAUAAAUCUGCUUUUAUGGCGGCUCUUGUUUUGGUUGUCGGUUGGCUUUAGCGAACAUGAUAAUAAACUGAUAAAAAACGUUUUGUUAUUUAUUUAACGUUCGAGUCUUUUCGAAUCUCAAUUAGAAUACAAUGUUGGUGACGUUAAAAAGGUCAGAGGUCGUCUGCAGGGAGACGCUGCAUGUGCUGGACGUGUCCCGCUACACACGAGACCUGGGGGCGUCGGUCUACUUCCCCAAUGCUGCCCUGACAGGAGAUGACUUGUAUGACGUCACACUGAGCGACAUGGACUGCCGCCUGCGCGUCACUCUGGAUCCCACGCUGAACCGUCUAGUGGAGAGGAACCUGCUGCGGCGUGGCGCGGCGCUACAAAGCGUCACUUUGGCUCCCGGCGUUACAUCCCCCAGCUUCAUCAUGGCGUGUGUGGACAUCAAAGAUGAGGAGGCGGAGGUCGGGGUGUCUGACUGUGACUCGCUGCCCUGGACCGCAUCCCCCGAUGUGACAGGUCCUCUGAGGGCCAACCGGCUGGUGUUUCUUCCUCUGUGGAACAAUGUAGACUUCAGCGGCGCCGCCUGGCAGCAGACUCCGCCCCCCAUGGAAGAUGAGGAAGAAGAGGAGGAGGAAGCUAGUCGUCCUAGCGUGACUGUUAAAGACUUGCGUGACGGAUACUUGUCCAAGCAUAAGGGCGUGCUGCACGGCGCCAUUCGCCGUCGGUUGAUCGUGCGCAUCCUGGCCAAGUCACAGCUGCUGUACUACGGCAGACAUGACAGCAACUGCAGGUGUCCUUACAGGGCGCUCUUGGAGGUGUGUGACCACACGGGAAGUGUGUGUGUGGUGUUGUGGAACAGCGUGUGCGUCACAUGGUACCGCCCUCUCAAGCCCGGCGACAUCAUCAGCCUUAGCCACUUCCGGGUCAAGCAGCUCUACCAGUCCGAUAACGACGAUAUCGAGAUCAGCGUGAACAGCCGAAAUCCCACCGCUUGUAUUUCUCUGCUCCCGGAGUCCUCAGUGGCAGUUGACCGCUUGCCGCCACAACCCGCCUACAGCUUCUAUAGCAGUAAGGAGCUGCCGGACCGCCCUAACCACAGUCUGUGUGAUAUCAUCGGCCUGGUCACCUUCACGGGACGUGCCGAGAGAAUCAGGAGAAAAGACGUCCUGGACUCCGUAGGAGGAACGGAGCUUUUAGAGUAUCGCUGGCUACGACUGGAGGACGGAACCAGUUCCCGGCCCAUUUGGGUCAAGCUCUUCUCCACCUCACAACCAGAAACUCACUGCAGGCUCCGCCCACUGUUGGUGGUGGUGUGCACUCGCCUGAUGGUGGUCCAGAAAGCCGUCGGCGUCUUCUACCUGACCAACACGAUGCAAACGCAACUCUACUGCACAGGUCAGGGCCACCACUCAGAGAUGAGCUAUCGCAAACUCAUGGCGGUCCGGGCAUUCCUCAGGUGGUUGAAACGUCACGAUGAAGCAAGCGUUCAGCGCUUGGCUCUCAUUGGAGGAUUCUUCACAUAUCCGCCCCCUCCCGUCUCCUUGGAAACGUACAUGAAAGACCGCACAGGUGAGCCAGGUUUCCUUGAGGGGGCGGAGCUUCUGAGGGAGAUGACGGGAUUGUGUUACAGGGAGCGACGCACCUUUUGUGUCCAAGCAACUGUUACCAUGGUGACAUACUGCCGGCGAGGAGAGGAGAAGGACUGCAUCUUCUGGACAUCUUCAACCCUGCACGCCUCAACCUCGCCACUCUCCUCCCCGCUCGCUGCUAGUCAGCGGACGCCCCUCCCACUGCUGUCCCCCAGCGCCAGUAGGCCGUGGAAGAGGAAGCUCCCGCUGCACUCGGAAUCUCCACAAAAGGGACCACCUCAAGCUACUUUACAAGCAGAGCACAGCAACAAAACAGUUGUCCUCUUUGAAGCUUCCAUGGAGUUCCUCCAAGACUCCAACGAAGAAGAUGACGACGAGGACGACGACGCUUCCUCUUUUGCCACCUGCCCCUCCCACCCCGAUUUCCCACACAUCGCCGUUGAGUCGCUGGCGAUGCGGUACGACCCCGCCCAUGGGGAGCAGCAGGCGGUUGCCGUGGCAAUGGGAGGACAAUUGAAGUCCCUCGGUGCCACCUUUGACUCCGAGGAUUACUACACUUUCACACUUAGAGUUUUGUCAGACGGCGCGGUCGUUUCCGCCAUCUUCCUCCCUCAGUCGCAGUUUUCCUCCCUCUUGCCGGCCUCCCUCCCCCAUGCCAAUACCUGGAUCUCCAUCUUGUCCCACGGAGCCUUCUCUUCACACACACACCCACCCUCACCAGUUGACCUCGUUGCCACGGCACCGCUGCUGGCGAAUCAGAGGCUAGUGUGCUUGCUGGAGACGUGUCAUCUGGGCGGAGACUCCAGCGAGGUCAUCCUGAGUCGAGCGUUCCUGCUGAGGGGAUGACGUGAGAACUCCUCGUCGUUUUUGCACUUUAGGAUGUGUGUUGUUGAGGUGUUAAAGGGGAACUGCACUUUUUGCGGAAGAACACGUUUUUUGGUUGUUUUUUUUUAAAUCCAUUCUACCUUGUAAAUAAACGCUAGCAAAGUCAGCUAACAAUUUAACUAAAAACAUCCAAAAAGCGCCAACAAUACGCCAUUUACAUUUCGUGACCUGAACAUUAACCAAGCAUUAGUGAUAUUAUAAAGGAACUACUUUUAGCAGCACAUUGAUCACAGAGAGGUAACCAGCGUAUGCUUCUGUAUUGACAAUAAAGUACUAUCUAUCUAUCUAUCUAUCUAUCUAUCUAUCUAUCAUCAGCUGGGGAGCUGCUCUCACGCCUCUGAGCUGGUAAAAGGUAAUGCUCGAUUAUAAAUCAUGCCUCUCACCUAGAUAGUAGAAGGUUGUGGACAUAAACCAAGAAGCUGGUCAACUUUGACCUCCAACUUAGACCCGUAGAUGAUGAGAAAGACACGAGAAGACGCUCGUUUUCACCCCCUUUUUUUUUUAACCCGUUGUGAGGAUUAUGAUGUUAAUUAUUCAUCUAAACGGUAAGAUAUGGACAUCCCAAUAAGAUGAGAUAUUGUACAGUAAAUGAUGUUCUAAUAUGUUUGUUGUCUCUUAUGAAGUUUGCAGGGAGUAGUAAUCAGUGUUGUUAUUAAAGAAAAAAGUGAAUGUGAUGCAUUUGUUAAAGUAAUGCGCCGCCGUCUGCUUAAAAUAAGCAAAAUAUCCAUCCAUCCAUUUUCUACCGCUUGUCCGAAUAUGCCUGUUACUACUUUACAUAUAUACUUACAGCGUGUAUAUAAAACCUCGAUAGAGGUUAUUUACAGUGCUUUAUAGGCAAAAUAGAGCAACUCCAAUUGGCUCCAUUCUUAGCUGACUUUUACUAACGUUUAUUUUUACUAGUUAGAAUGUAUAUUAAAAAAAAAGGAAAACAAUGUGUUCUUGUCUUAUGUAAGGAUUGCGAAUGAUUCCAAAACAAAUUUUUAAAAAGUGUAGUUCCCCUUCAAAGGCAAUGUGUGUCUGUGUGAAGUCUAAAGUGUGUGCAUGUGUGUGUGUGUGUGUUUGUGUGUGUGUGUGUGUGUGUGUGUGUGUGUGUGUGUGUGUGUGUGCGUGUUGGAUGAAGGAAGUCUUGAAGAAGUUGGAAUGUUCUGAUUUUGACUAAAAGGUUGUUGUCAUACAA
Nerophis lumbriciformis (worm pipefish) is the source of this 4305-nucleotide messenger RNA. Its product is annotated as RPA-related protein RADX. The record is from RefSeq and is a predicted model, not a curated record. Gene Ontology annotation, molecular function: single-stranded DNA binding. Lineage: Eukaryota; Metazoa; Chordata; Actinopteri; Syngnathiformes; Syngnathidae.